AUGAAACAGAAGCUAAAGACUUCUGUGCUGUUCAUAAACCUGCCACUGGGAGCUGGUCUGUUGCCUGGCUACUGUUCGAUACCAUUACAAAAAUUCAUCAAGAAGCGCAAGGAGGGUACUGGUAAUGGGAUUUUGAUAACAGAAAGAAUCUUGACGGAGGGUUUUGAAGAGGGAUUCAGAAACAAGAAUGAGUUGAUCAGGAAAGUUGUUCGUAAAAAGAAUGGGGCUCCAAUAAGACAAGGGUUCUCGAAGGAAUAUGUGGAAAGUAGCGAUGAAGAAACUGAUGAUGAUGAACUUUACCAGCGGGGAAAAGGCGUCAAGAAUUACAAGGAGAAUUGUAAUGGUACUAGUAAUGGGAUUUUCGUUGGAAAAACAAACAAGAAAAAAGAGGAAGGUUUUGAUCAGCAGCGAUUCAAGACGAAGAGUGUUAAGAGCAAGAAACAUGUUUAUGAGGGUCCAAAUCCUGCACCUGGUUUGCCAGAGAAAGUCAAGGAACAAAUUUGCGAGAGAGCCAGAGAAAAAGGUAGAGUAUUUGAUGAAAACAAUGAGGUAAUUUUGGUGAUACAAAAGGCUCUCACAGUAAGUGAUGUCGCCAAGCAACAAAAUCGUAUCACCAUUCCUGUAAACAAGAUGAAGCAUGGCUUUCUCAAAGCUUAUGAAGAGGCUUUCCUUGAAAUAUCAGAUGGGAAACAUCACAAUCGUAUAAUUGUAGAUAUGAUCGAGCCAUCGGGUACAGUGAAAACUGCGCCCUUAUCAAAGUGGAAGAUGGCGAAGCAAAGAGGCAAGCCUAGUAUUUCGUACGUAGUGAAUGGAGACUGGAAAAAUAUUGUGAGCAACAAUGGGCUUGAAGCUGGCCAAGUUGUGCAAUUGUGGGCGGCUCGGAUCGGUGAAAAGCUUUGUUUAGCCUUGGUUAUACUUGAUUGA
Molecule: messenger RNA, 924 nt
Organism: Coffea arabica (coffee)
Lineage: Eukaryota; Viridiplantae; Streptophyta; Magnoliopsida; Gentianales; Rubiaceae
Source: RefSeq, a predicted model, not a curated record